Molecule: messenger RNA, 2676 nt
Organism: Drosophila persimilis
Lineage: Eukaryota; Metazoa; Arthropoda; Insecta; Diptera; Drosophilidae
Gene: EndoA
Product: endophilin-A
Exons: 2
Coding region: 558-1667 (369 amino acids)
Biological process (GO): synaptic vesicle uncoating
Cellular component (GO): cytoplasm; presynapse; glutamatergic synapse
Molecular function (GO): protein binding
Source: RefSeq, a predicted model, not a curated record
GCCCCCCCAGUCCCCAAAAAGACAGAGGGAGAAAUAGUAGUAACGACAGUCCUUCAAAAAUUACGCAGCCCAAGGUUCUGCAAAAAAUCGAAGCUAGGUGAAUCGCAUUCAGAAGCGCAGAGCAGAGCAGAGCAGCUAGAACGUGCAGUGCAGGCUAAGCGAGUGAAAGUGCUGGAGAAAAAUUAGAAUUCGAAUUAAUAUUCUCUUGCCUUUGACGUUUGUGACACAGCCUCCAACCACACACACCCCCACGUACUCACACACGCGCGCAGUCGAAGAAGCACCCCCACGGAAGCACCCCCACAGCAGUAGCACCAGCAAAGGCAGAGCCACAGCCACAGCAACCGCGACUGCGACUGCGGAGACCAGCAGCAACGCUACCCAGUCAAAGCAUAAAGUGACGAAAAGUGCACGCCGCCAACCGCGUCGUCGUUGAAGCACAGCACAGCAGAGCAGAGCGGCGCGCAAAAGCAGCAGCAGAAGUAGCAGGCGGACAACCCAGGUCCGAUCCACAUUUCCAUUAGCGACAAGAGGCGGGGAGAGAGAAAAGCAUCAACAUGGCUUUCGCUGGACUAAAGAAGCAGAUCAACAAGGCGAACCAGUACAUGACGGAGAAGAUGGGUGGCGCCGAAGGCACCAAGCUGGACAUGGACUUCAUGGAUAUGGAGCGGAAGACGGACGUGACCGUGGAGCUGGUGGAGGAGCUGCAGCUCAAGACGAAGGAGUUCCUGCAGCCUAAUCCGACGGCACGGGCGAAGAUGGCCGCAGUCAAGGGCAUCUCGAAGCUGUCGGGACAGGCCAAAUCGAACACGUAUCCACAGCCCGAGGGACUGCUGGCCGAAUGUAUGCUGACUUAUGGUAAGAAGCUCGGCGAGGACAACAGCGUGUUUGCGCAGGCGCUCGUCGAGUUUGGCGAGUCGCUGAAACAGAUGGCCGACGUCAAGUACUCGCUGGACGACAAUAUCAAGCAGAACUUUUUGGAGCCCCUGCAUCAUAUGCAGAUGAAAGACCUCAAGGAGGUUAUGCACCAUCGCAAGAAGCUGCAGGGCCGGCGCCUCGACUUCGACUGCAAGCGUCGCCGUCAGGCCAAAGAUGAUGAAAUUCGUGGUGCCGAGGAUAAGUUCGCCGAAUCAUUGCAAUUGGCACAGGUAGGCAUGUUCAAUCUGUUGGAAAACGAUACUGAACAUGUCUCACAAUUGGUGACUUUUGCUGAGGCACUAUACGAUUUUCACUCUCAGUGUGCCGAUGUGCUACGUGGCCUGCAGGAGACGCUGCAGGAGAAACGAUCCGAGGCUGAGAGCCGGCCACGCAAUGAGUUUGUCCCCAAGACGCUGCUCGAUCUGAACUUGGACGGCGGUGGCGGCGGCCUCAUUGAUGACGGCACGCCGUCCCACAUUAGCUCGAGCGCCUCGCCGUUGCCCUCGCCGAUGCGCUCGCCCGCAAAGUCGAUGGCCGUAACACCAUCACGCCAGCAGCAGCCCUGCUGCCAAGCCCUCUACGACUUCGACCCAGAAAAUCCCGGAGAGCUGGGCUUCAAGGAGAACGACAUAAUCACGCUGCUCAAUCGCGUCGACGACAAUUGGUAUGAAGGUGCCGUCAAUGGUCGCACCGGCUACUUCCCGCAAUCCUAUGUACAGGUGCAGGUCCCCCUGCCCAAUGGCAACUAAAGCCGACUUCCUCCCUCAACCCUAUCAAAUUGGCUGAAGUCGUAGAUCAUGGUGGAGAACAAUAACCUUAAUGUUGGUUUCGCCAUUAGAGGCGCAAAGUUUGGCAGCACACAUACAUAUAGUUGAUUAGAUGCGGGUUACUACGGUUACGAUACGAUUAUACGGAUAUGUUUACGGCUUAGCUAGCUAGCAUUCAGCACAUUCACGUGGCCAUAAACGACAUUUGCAUGCAGGCAGACCAUAUAAACCAUAUACGAUUAUCAUAUAAAAGAAACAAAAUUUCAAAUUGCGAAAAUCUUACCAGUUGGCAACACAAUAAUUACAAAAACUCAAAUGAAUUACAAGUUAAAUUAAUAUUGUACGUAUAACAAACUAAAUUUACAAGUGUUACAAGCGAAAGGCGAUUUCCUUACGUUUUCCAUUUUAUUCUUCGAUGUCAGCAAUGUUGUUCCAACUCAAUUCGAGCUCCUAAUGCUAGGAUCCACAAUAGAUGCAGGCGUAUCUGCGAUGUUCUACUCCACAAACAGGUACUCCGUAGAACAUUACGGACAGUAAGCACUCUUGUUAAUGAAUUAAUUAGUUACCCAUACUCAUAGUGCUUUCAGAGGCAGUCCCGAUGAUAUUGUUUCCAGUUUGUCUCCCUCUUUCUUCCAACUCUUAACCAAGCCCAUCGUUCGUUGUAAAACUCUCUAUCCAUACGCUCUCUAUGCGGGGGAAUCCCUUUACAUUUUAAGCUAACGCUACCUAUCCACAUCAUAUACCCAAGCAUAUUUAUUGGAUACUACCCAAAUACCUAACUAUACCCAUAUUUGUGCGAAAACAAUACUCCCCCAACACUAUUCUAUUCUAUUCAAUUAUAUUCUAUUCUAAAUGGCCUACGGAAUACCAAUACCAAUACCGUUCUCGAUGUUCGUUGUAAAAUUGUAAGAAAAAUUCAAGAUUCAAGGAUAAAUCAAAACAAGUUUGUAUCCUAACUUUUGCUCCUUUUUAUGUGUGUUGUUUUUUUGUU